Fragaria vesca subsp. vesca is the source of this 887-nucleotide messenger RNA. RefSeq names its product structural maintenance of chromosomes protein 2-2-like. Bases 368 to 697 code for a protein of 109 amino acids. Lineage: Eukaryota; Viridiplantae; Streptophyta; Magnoliopsida; Rosales; Rosaceae. The transcript has 4 exons. The record is from RefSeq and is a predicted model, not a curated record.
CCCGAACCCAGAGAAACCAAACACCGACCUUAAGCUUCUCCAGCCCUAUCUCUGUCGUCCGCCACCGACCGACGACUCACCAGUGAUAGUCGACCACUCCUGUCAUUAUCGACACGUCAGUGGUGGUAGCUUGUUCAAUUGACGACUGAAGAAGGAGAUUCGACGAGUGACAGUAAUGCGUUCUUGACGGAAUUUGACAUUUCGCGGCGACUUGGGCCGGUAAUAGCAACGCUUGAGGGGUGGGGGUGAUCUGUUAAGGCAGCUUCAUGAGCUGGCUGAAGCUGAGCUAAAACUCUCUGAGCAUCAGAAAAAGUUGACUGAGAUUGAAGCUAAGAUAAGAGAGAUUCAGCCUCUUCACAAGAAGUUCAUGGAGCUUAAACAACAGUUAGAACUCAAAUCAUAUGACCUUAAAUUAUUUCAGGGCAGGGCUGAACAAAAUGAGCAUCACAAGAUUGGUGAAUUAGUAAAGAGGAUUGAGCAAGAGCUACAAGAAGCUAAUACUGCAGCCAAAGAAAAGAAACUUUUGCAUGAAGAUUGUGUGAAUAAAGUGUCAUUUCUUGAGAAAUCAAUCAAAGAGCAUGACAACAGUCGGGAGGGAAGGCUGAAAGAUUUGGAAAAGAAGAUCAAAGAGACAAAAGCUCUACUCCAGUCAGCUUCAAAGGAUCUCAAGUUAAGUUUUAUUAUUGCUAAGAUUUAAUAGAAAUAUCGUCCAUGGGAUCUCAUUGAGCUUACUUUAUUUGAAACAACUUGUUUGAUGAUGUUCAUUGUUAGAUAGUGGAUCUUGUGAUCGUUUGGCUGGCCUGCUGAAACCACCUAUCAAAUUUUGGAUCUCAUACUAUUAUAAGUGUAAUUCCUAAAAGAAUUUCUAUGUUUGACAUAUUUUAUAU